CCCACCCACCAUCGCCGAACCUUCUCAGCAGGAAGCUCACCGGGAAGCCGACCAAAAUCCUCAAGAGCUCACGGCCAGCGGCCCAGCGCCUCCUCCUACCACUACAAAUCUACCCGCCAAAUCCACUCCCCAACCCAGUCCAUGCAGCAGCUGAGCAGCGGCGAUUUAUUAGGGGGCCUUAUAAAUACGAAGCGCUCUCGCCGGUGCCAAACUCGGUCAUGGCGGCAGUCGGAGCGGCACCACUGCUCUACCAGCAGCAGGCGCAGGCGGCGGGGGACGGCUGCUACUUCUCUUUCAUGUCCGCCUACUUCUCUAACGGGGAAGCCAGCUCGAACGCCUCCAGCCCAGCGUCCAGCUUCUCGGCCGCGCUCGGCGCCACACCGCCCGCUGCACCGGUGAUCGCCGCCGACCCCGCGGCACAGUUCGACAUCUCCGAGUACCUCUUCGACGAGGGCGCGUUCUCUGCAGCGCUCCCGCCCGUCGUCUCCGUGCCGGCCGUUGACGCGGCUGCUGCAAGUUCGGCGACCGCGGUGACUGCGAGGAGCGCCGAGUCGGCGGCGGCGGCGGAGCGCCCGCGGACGGAGCGCAUCGCGUUCCGGACGAGGUCGGAGGUCGAGAUCCUCGACGACGGCUACAAGUGGCGCAAGUACGGCAAGAAGUCCGUCAAGAACAGCCCAAACCCAAGGAACUACUACCGGUGCUCGACGGAAGGGUGCAACGUGAAGAAGCGGGUGGAACGGGACCGGGACGACCCGGCGUACGUGGUGACCACGUACGAGGGCACGCACAGCCAUGUGAGCCCCAGCACCAUCUACUACGCCAGCCAGGACGCCACCUCCGGCCGCUUCUUCAUCGCCGGCACGCACCCGCCGCCAGGCUCACUGUUGUAGCUCGUGCUUCCAGGGGCGGAGCCAGCGCCCAGCCACCCCGGGCACUUGCCCGGGCUCGUUGGCUGUGAGACAUUGUACAUGCAUGAUAAACAAUAGGCAGAUUUUACUGCUAGUCGUGGUUUACCUGGGCACCAGUGCAUGCACGAUUGAUUCAAAAAAGGUCCACGUAUGCACGUAUGUGAUAAACAAUAGGUUAGCUUAUUUUUAGGGGUAACAAUGGGCUAGUUAAAUUUUC
This is a messenger RNA of Triticum aestivum (bread wheat), 1125 nucleotides long. Its product is annotated as probable WRKY transcription factor 51. Gene Ontology annotation, molecular function: DNA-binding transcription factor activity; sequence-specific DNA binding. NCBI's taxonomy places the organism in Eukaryota, Viridiplantae, Streptophyta, Magnoliopsida, Poales, Poaceae. Gene Ontology annotation, biological process: regulation of DNA-templated transcription. The transcript has a single exon. Bases 219 to 890 code for a protein of 223 amino acids. The record is from RefSeq and is a predicted model, not a curated record.